AUGGCCAGGAAGGGGCAGAAGCUUGCCUGUGCCUGGGGCAGGAUCUGCCUGCUGGUCUCUUUCCUCCUCCAGCUCCAGGGGUCCCAGGCGAAAUGUUAUUUCCAGGCGCAAGCUCCCUGUCACUAUGAAGGGAAGCAGUUCACCCUGGGGGAGUCCUGGCUCAGCACCACCUGCCUGCUCUGCACCUGCCUCCAUCCCGUUGGCGUGGGCUGCUGUGAGAUCACCCAGCACCCCAUCGAUUUUCCAGACUGGUGCAUGGCCCACUACGACUCGCAGACCUGCCAGAUUUCGGUGGUGCAGAAAGCCAACCCCAGCCUGCCUUGCGUCAACAGCCUGGAGCACGAGUGGGGCUCGGCCGGCACCCCGGAGCCAACGAUCAACAAGGUGCUAGAGACUCGGCUGAGCAGGUAGAGGCGGGGACGUGCCGCCUCCACCCCGGCCCAGUGCGAACCGCCACCGCCCUGACGCGUCUCUUGCAUGUUCCGUCCCUGCACCACGUCCCGUGGGACGCCGCUGCAGCCGCCUUCCAGGGAAACCACUCGCCGCCCACUACUGGAAUCUCUAAGUUAAUAUUUACAACCUAGCACUGCCUUGCCCCGGCUUUGCCUUUGCCUUCAGCUUCCUGAACCAAAGCAGGGCUCCCCCCCCGCGCCCCAGCGCAGGCUCCACACACACGAAGGGAGGUCCCGGCAGAGACGGGGGGGGGGGGGGCGAGCCCCUUGCUCCCUUUUUCAAACCCCAGCCAAAACACCUCUGAGGAAGGCCUGGGAAGCAGGGGAUGCUUGUCUGAGUGCCCUGGAUCUGUGAGCUCAGCCAGUGCAAUAGCCUCAAUGCUCUGUGGGCACCAAGCAGAGCAAGGAGGAGUCCGCGAUGCCUUCCUGGGGGCUGGGCUGGGCAGCCGAGCUGGGCUCCCUCCAGGCACACAGCCCUGCAGGGAGCAGGCAUGCCGAUUUCUGGCUGCUGAGGUGGUGGAGAGCUGCUUUUCUAAUAUCUCCCCGUAGAAAGGAUCGAAUUUGCACAGCACUGUGGCAGCCUCCGUCUCUCCCUGCAUCACCUAGGAACUGCACCCUGGGCCUCCCCCUGCCGCAGGCCAGCAGCCCCAGUGCAGGGCAGU
Caretta caretta (loggerhead turtle) is the source of this 1114-nucleotide messenger RNA. It is a transcript of the gene MSMP, whose product is annotated as microseminoprotein, prostate associated. Gene Ontology annotation, cellular component: cytoplasm. The record is from RefSeq and is a predicted model, not a curated record. Lineage: Eukaryota; Metazoa; Chordata; Testudines; Cheloniidae.